ACUGGAACUUCAGCUGAGUAGAAGCUUGACUAGCAUUCGGCAUCCACCCUCAUGAAACCGCUCACCUUGCCUUUCAACGGGGUUGAUAUGAGACACAUACUCGGCACGCUGGUAUGGUAUUAACCUGCUGCUGACUGGUCUGAUCUGGAAGUACAGACGGAUUAGGCUUUAUAAGACUUUGCUUCUCUUACUGCGCGCAUUUGGCGCUCACCUCAAUUUCCGUGGCGCUGUCUCAAUUUUCGAUAUAAUGGCGGCCUCAACGACCACAUGUCCCGCGUUCGUGGGUUAUAGUUGCAACCUAACAUUACGUAAUGCAAUCAGUGAUUCAAGCGGGUCAUCCCAUUCGUCCAACAUCCCACCGCAGGCUCUCGCGUCGACCAAUUUCGCGAAUCCAAACACGUCAGCCUACGCCCGUUUCUCUUCGCGAACAUCUUUCUUGCGAACUUCUCCUCUGCGAAACACCCUUAGACUUCGCCAGGGCGAGUUUCGCCAGCAAAGACGGCUGGUAACCGUCGAGGCGAAGCAAUCCAAAGAAGACGCGGUUCACGAGAAGAACGUGCACAAGCGACACGGCGGAUGGCGGGAAAGUGCAGGAAGCAAAACGGCGGCUGCUAGCUCUUCUCCCAGUACCACGGAGACCCCUGCUACUACUGACUCCGUACCUGCUGCUAGUAGUUCCGUAACUGCUGCUGACACCGUGGCUAUUAAUACCUCCGUGCCUGGUGCCGUGCCUGGUGCCGUGUCUGGUGAUACCUCCUCUUCUGAAGCCGCUUCAGAAGCCGCGGCGGCUCCCACUGCCGAAGCCGCAGCCGCAGCCGCAGAAUCAGUUUCAAAAUCCUCUCCAGGAGAUUCCCCGCUAGAAGCAACAGACGCAGCUGUUACAACAACAGCAGCAGAAGCAGCGAUGGUGAUAGGCGGCAACCCUCUUCCCGCCAUUUCUACCUCCGCUCAGGAGGCUGUCAGGCGCGCUCGAGACGCGUCUAGCAACACGUGGCAGAGCCUCGCGACGGCUGCAGCCGAGCCUGUUGCCCUGCCGAAGCAGCUGCAGGAAAGCGUGCAGGCCCUGCCUCUCCCUCCGAGCCUGAAAGGGAGGUUAGGGAUCGCGGAGGGCUCUGUGGUGCAACUAACGCGGGGUCAGCUGGCGGCGGGAUUGCUCGUCAUCGGUCUGCUGGUUAGAGGGAUCCAAUCAUGGCUGAAGUCCAGGUCAAAUGCGGCCAACAGUGAGUCAACCGUCCCGGCUCCUCUGCUCCCUGCUACUCCUAACCUGCCUACUGUUCCGGGCCUCCCUCCCAUACCUAUCAAGCGCAUGCCACAGGAUCCUCCGAACCCCCCUGAUUCUUCCUCACUACCAAAUCAAUCUCCCCGAAGCGCAAUCCCAACAGUAGCCGUGCCAAUCAUGCCUUCAUCGGCAGCAGCAGCAGCCGCAGUGGCAGCUGCACCAGCAGUAGCCGCAGCAGGGGCAGGUGCACCAGCAGCAGCCGCAGCAGGGGCAGGUGCACCAGCAGCAGCAGCAGCAGCAGCAGCAGCAGGGGCAGGUGCACCAGCAGCAGCAUUAUUGGUUGAGACAGCAGGACAGGGUACCCAACAGUCCAACCAACAAACAGCCCCAGAUUUACCAUCAUCAGAUCCACCUUUCGAGAGGUUUACAACUGCUGACAGCACCAGAAGCAUCGACGAAAGCAGGGAAGAAGCAUCGACAAAACCAAGCUGGCUGCCACCCUCGUUUUUCAAGUUCUCCAACUCCCUCCCGCCAUUGCGUUUCCCCUUCACAUCUCGGGCCCCGUCCGGAAAGACCUUUGGGGGGGGGUCGAUCGAUAUGGAAGAAAUCGAUAGGAUGGCAGCAGCAGCGGCAAGGGGAGAUGGUUCGGAGUCCGAGUCGGAAAUUGACGAUCGGCCGAGGCUGAUAAAGCUGCAGCAAGAUAACGCUGUGGCGUGGUUCGCAUUGACCACGGGCUUUCUCGUGCUAGUUGCGUAUGCGUGGAACCCUGCCAACCCAUUGAACCCAUGAACCUGAUCUUGGAGUAAACCAACGUGAGUCAUGGAUGCCUGCCCUCUUUGGCCUACUUACAUAAUAGCAUGCAAAUCUCUAUGUAGUAUUGAUAUGGACGUCUUAGUUCUAGUGCCCGUGGUUGCUUCUGUCACUACAACGCGUGAGCUCAAAUUGAACCUUUAGUUGACUGCGAUUGACGCUGGUUUACUAUUGUU
Molecule: messenger RNA, 2205 nt
Organism: Closterium sp. NIES-67
Lineage: Eukaryota; Viridiplantae; Streptophyta; Zygnematophyceae; Desmidiales; Closteriaceae
Source: the annotation of a GenBank genome assembly